Electrophorus electricus (electric eel) is the source of this 3990-nucleotide messenger RNA. It is a transcript of the gene asic1c, whose product is annotated as acid-sensing (proton-gated) ion channel 1c. Gene Ontology annotation, biological process: sodium ion transmembrane transport. Gene Ontology annotation, molecular function: ligand-gated sodium channel activity; pH-gated monoatomic ion channel activity. The record is from RefSeq and is a predicted model, not a curated record. Gene Ontology annotation, cellular component: plasma membrane. NCBI's taxonomy places the organism in Eukaryota, Metazoa, Chordata, Actinopteri, Gymnotiformes, Gymnotidae.
UGAGAGGGAGGGGGAACGGCCAGCGAGCUAACAGCUCACGAAAGAGAGGGAAAGGAUUUGUGUACCAGUGUGUGAAUCUGCAGACGCAGAUCUGAAGGGAGAACACUCACUGUUAGGCAAGACCAGCGUGGCUUUUCAAGAGGUAACCCUCGCUGCUCAUUGUGGAUCCCGGAGGAAUGAAGGGGAGGUACUGACAACCCCCCUCCCCAGCAGUCAAACCCAGGAGGUGGGCUAGGGGGAGGUAUAUGACCCAUCGUUUGCAUCUAAGGAGAGGCGUGAGGUGGGGAGAGGAAAACUGAGUAAUAGGCACCUUUUAAAAAAAUUUUUUCCCAUUCACAAAUACGCCGCAUGCGAUAGUCAUGGUGAUGUAGAGCCAGUCCUUCUGGAAGGAUGAGGCAGAGUCCUGUUGGCUGCUGAAGCUUGGUGCCUUGCUCCACGCAGAUGUGUCUGUUGCAGUUCCACCUUAUUUCCCAGGUUCGUCCGUCUUUUCUUGUCUGUUUGCACUUUUCAUUGUGCUUUGUAUCUUUGCUCUGAAACUGUGCAUGGUUCACACGAUUGAAGGAUUCAGGCUUUCAUUGUGUUUGGAGCUUCCUGAAUUGUCAGCUGAUUUCAAGACAGAACAAAAGAGAAGCCUAUGAUAAAAGAGUAACGUGGAUGUGAAGCAACCAAACUUGAAUACUAUAAACUAACAAACAAAUAUAAACAAGUAUAAAAAGGCAAAAAACAUUGCUAUCAGCUAUUAUUCUUACAAAUCAGUGUACCCUACACUGUUAAGGAGGACAAUUGAUUUUACUUUCUGUUAAAUGGACAAGUAAGUUCUCAGUAGGAACAGAACAGUGAUGACAGCCAUGAAGACAGACUCAGAAGACAGCAUUGAGAGCAUCAGGCCUUCGAACUUGCAAGCCUUUGCCAACUCGUCCACGCUCCAUGGAAUGAGCCACAUAUUCGCCUAUGGACACAUGACAUUUCGUAGAUUUCUCUGGACUCUCUCGUUUCUGGGCUCUCUCGGACUGCUUCUGCUGGUCUGCAUGGACAGGGUGGCCUACUACUUUGAGUUCCCACAUGUCACCAAACUGGAUGAAGUGGCAGCCCCUAACCUCACCUUUCCUGCUAUUACUUUCUGUAAUCUCAAUGAGUUCCGCUUUUCCAAGAUGACGAAGAAUGAUCUUUACCAUGUGGGCGAACUGCUAGCUCUACUCAACGAGAACUACCAGAUUGCAAACCCACAUCUAGCAGAGCCACAAAUCCUUGCAUCUCUGAAGGAAAAGGCCAAUUUUGUCAAUUUCAAGCCCAAGCAAUUCAACAUGACUGAUUUCUACAACCGCACCGGCCAUGACAUCAGCGACAUGCUCCUACAGUGCACCUUCCGAGGGGAGGAUUGCUUCCAUUUCAACUUCAGCACAAUUUAUACAAGAUAUGGGAAAUGCUACACCUUCAACUCAGGCUUGGAUGGCAACCCCUUGCUGACAACGCUAAAAGGUGGCACAGGAAAUGGGCUGGAGAUAAUGCUUGAUAUUCAGCAGGAUGAAUACCUGCCAGUGUGGGGUGACACAGAUGAGACCUCGUACGAAGCAGGCAUCAAAGUUCAGAUCCACAGCCAGGAUGAGCCGCCCUUCAUAGACCAGCUAGGAUUUGGUGUGGCCCCUGGUUUUCAAACAUUUGUGUCUUGCCAGCAGCAACGGCUUCAGUACCUUCCUCCACCAUGGGGUGACUGCAGGUCCGCUCCCUUGGAAACCGACUACUUCCCCACAUACAGCAUCACAGCAUGCCGUAUUGAAUGUGAAACUCGGUACCUGCUGGAGACCUGCAACUGCAGAAUGGUGCACAUGCCGGGCACCUCCACUGUCUGUACGCCGGAGCAAUAUAAGGAGUGUGCAGACCCUGCCUUGGAUUACCUUGUUGAGAAAGACAGUAAGUACUGUGUGUGUCUGACGCCAUGCAACAUGACCCGAUAUGGAAAGGAGCUUUCAAUGGUGAAAAUACCCAGCAAAGCUUCUGCCAAAUAUCUUGCCAAGAAGUUCAACAAGACAGAACAAUACAUUGGAGAUAACAUAUUAGUGUUGGACAUCUUUUUUGAAGCUCUGAACUAUGAAAAGAUUGAACAGAAGAAGGCAUAUGAAGUGGCUGGUCUACUUGGUGACAUUGGUGGACAGAUGGGUCUGUUUAUAGGAGCCAGUGUACUUACAAUACUGGAGAUAUUUGAUUACUUGUAUGAGGUGUUUAAGGAUAAAGUUUUAAACAACUAUGUGCGGAAGGAUCGUUCACGUCGGAGCACAAGUGAUAAUCUGGAGUACUCCGAGAAUCCCACCAGCCCUGGUGUCACAUCUAAUCAUGUUCCCAGCUUUCAAGACGAUGAUGAUGAUUUGAACAAGUUCAGAUUUGAAUAUGCAGACAAACCCUCCAACAUCGAGCAUGUGAGCACAUGUGACACACUCCGGAGUCACUCGGACAGCCUCGGAUUCACGCCGAACAUGCUACCUAGUCACCAGGCUAUAGGCAACUUCGAGGAGUUUGCCUGUUGAUGAAGCAGGUGUCGAGCCACGAUGAGGACAAUUAGGGUUUGACAGCAAACUGUGAUGUAAACUUGUGUACUCCGACCCACUUGUAUGUUCACACCACUGUACAUGAUGACUUACUGAUAUCACUUAGUCAAAAGAUCUAUGCCUGAAUAUACAGAGACAUCACCAUAAGUACAAAUUCUAAAGACAAUACUCAGGUUUUAUUAGCAUAACUCAGUUAUCUCAACACCAACUGUUUGUUUCAUGUUGUUAAAAUAUUAAUACGUUAUCAAAGAUUUUAAACCUAAAUCAGAGAUUGAGAGGGAAAGGUUUCAGUGUAUUUGUGAAAGAGGUAUGAACACCUAGGAUUUAAUUUGAAGGCUAUCACUGAAAAUAAAGUAAACAAUGAGGCGCACCAUUAUACAGAAACAUAGAGUGGCUAAACUGGCAGUGGCAUUUACUUUUGCCAACAGGAUUUUACAAGCAUAUCGUUUGAAAACAUGCUUCAUUGGGUUCAUAGUGUUCAAAAAGAAUGAAGCUGAAAUUGAAAUUGAAAAUGUUUGUCUCUGUUUACAUGUAUAUAAGUGCAAUAAUAUGCAUAAUGUGUUAGUAAAACAGAUGUAUUGCCCUCUAGUCUUAACUAUUAAUUGUCAAGAGAAAAGAAAUAAUGAGAGAUUAUAUUCUGGUGCAGUUACCAGCAAUUCAGUUCUCUCUGAUAACAGUAUUUUACUUUUGAUAUGCAUUGUAUUUGUUUGUCUAUUUAUUUUGUGCCAAUAUAUAUUCUGGCAUUAUCAAAUACAUACACUUAAAGUUUGUCAUACAGACAUUUGUGUGAGUAGUCUAAACGAUUCAGGUUUUAGAUCGAGUAACUCCAUUCUUCAGUUAUGGCCCAGUUAAGAAACUCACCCAUCUUGGCUCCUUGAGCCAAACUCGUAAAAUCCACUGCUUUUUACAAUCAGUACUUAGCUCAGUUUUGGUCCAGUUCACUACAUCACUUUUCCCUCAAUAUGUUGUGAGCGAGUGAUGGCAAAUCAAGUGUGCUGAUUUGCAGACUAUAUUUGUGAUAACAGUGACAUGUUUCAAGUGUAUGACCAUAAGUAUGUGUAAAGCAUAUGCAGAACUCCUCUGGGAUUGCUUCAUUCUCUCUCUUGGGGCUUUCAUUAAAGUGCACCAAGCAUAUAUAACACUUUUCCAUUUGUGGUGAAAUCUACAUUUACCACAGGCGUCUUCCUUUCAUCCCUGCAUGCGCGCAUCACAAAAAAAUACCCAUUUGAUCUGAUGGCUUGCCACAGCACAAUAAUAGAGCAAGAGAUAGUAUCACCAAAUAUCCCCCCGCUUUAAUUUCGCUUCUGCAUUGAGCUACACUGUAUAACUGUUAUGUUUUAUAUAAAUUUCAAUGUGAUUUUUAGCACAUAUAUCCACAUUUUAAAUCAGUUGGUGGUGAAGUGUAAAUUAAUCUAUAUAAUAAACAAUAUAUUUAACCAGCUCUUAA